CAGACACAGAAGGAAUGCUUGCUAUAGUGAUUUCUCACAAAGAAGAGUACAUGAUCUUAUAGAAUAUCCCCGUACCCCUCCACCCCCGAACUGUGUUAUGCACAACGAUGAUCGAUAUUGAUUCUGUCUGUACCAGACACAGAAGCUGUAUUUAUGGAAGGGGAACGGAGUGUAUUACAGAAAAGAGCCCUCCUGGUGUGCUCCCUGCCCGCUGUGCCAGGGACGGCUGGUAUGUCCCAACUUCUGCAUUCCUCCGGAGAUCACAUCAUUAGGCUGCUUGGUCCUUGCUCCAGCACUCUGUCUGCUGCAAGCCCCAUAGUUACAGCGACCGCUGACAACGGCCACAGGCAGAACAAGGACAGCAGACAGGUGGAAAGGAGAUACAGAUUAUUACUGUGAGGAGUGCGGGCACUUGUUCACUGGUAGAGGUGCAGGGAGCUGUGCAUCCCGGAGGGAGGGAGGAGCUGAGCUCUAUCAGGACUGUAGGGGCCACCAGUAGCAACAGCAGCCCCAUCAUCAUCUUCUACUGAGGGACCACAUGCAAGGUGAGAAGGAAAUCAUGAAGAGCGCCUGAGCAAGGUGACAGGAAGGGUCGGACAUGAGGCACAUCUGACAUCAUCCCAGGCCCUAAUACAGCGGCACAUAUAGCACACUCGUGGGAGAGGACAGCAUCCAUACUAUUUGCAUACAUAGUAACUCACUCACCCAUACACCUGCUGGAAAUGGACUGUACAGUCAAGUCAACUAUUACCCUGUUAAGAAAAAUACUUAUAUCCUGUGUCAUUGCCAGUUUGCCCAUUAAGUUCAGCAUGUCACAGAUGACUACUGCUUCAAUCAAAGAAGACACCAAUGAUAAUAUCACCAUUUUCACCCGAAUACUUGAUGGAUUGCUGGAUGGAUAUGACAACAGGCUGCGACCUGGGCUUGGAGAGAGAAUAACUCAAGUAAAAACAGACAUUUAUGUUACAAGCUUUGGACCAGUAUCAGAUACGGAAAUGGAGUAUACUAUUGAUGUAUUUUUCCGUCAAAGCUGGAAAGAUGAACGACUGAGUUUUCAAGGACCUAUGCAACGUCUUCCUCUUAAUAACUUACUAGCCAGUAAAAUCUGGACACCUGAUACUUUUUUCCACAAUGGUAAAAAAUCAAUUGCUCACAACAUAACAACACCAAAUAAACUACUACGACUUGAGGAUGAUGGCACCUUACUUUAUACAAUGAGACUGACAAUUUCUGCAGAAUGCCCCAUGCAAUUAGAAGACUUUCCUAUGGAUGCCCAUGCAUGUCCUCUAAAAUUUGGAAGCUAUGCAUAUCCUAACUCUGAACUACGGUAUGAAUGGACUAAUGUGACACACAAAUCGGUGGUAGUGGCAGAAGAUGGUUCACGUUUGAAUCAGUACCAUUUAAUUGGCCAGACUGUGGGAACUGAGAACAUAAGCACAAGCACAGGUGAAUACACUGUGAUGACGGCACAUUUUCAUUUAAAAAGGAAAAUUGGCUAUUUUGUUAUCCAAACAUACCUGCCUUGUAUAAUGACAGUCAUUUUGUCCCAAGUAUCAUUCUGGUUAAACCGUGAAUCAGUUCCAGCCCGUACAGUGUUUGGUGUCACAACAGUGCUAACCAUGACAACUCUGAGUAUCAGUGCACGGAACUCACUGCCAAAAGUUGCCUAUGCUACUGCAAUGGACUGGUUUAUAGCUGUGUGUUAUGCCUUUGUUUUUUCUGCACUUAUUGAAUUUGCAACUGUAAACUACUUUACCAAAAGAAGUUGGGCCUGGGACGGAAAGAAAGCCCUCGAAGCAGCAAAGAUAAAGAAAAAAGAACAAGAAUCUCUUGGAAAAAAACCCAUCAAUACAUAUGGUGGAGGAAGAAUAACGUAUACACCAACUAUUUCCAAAGACCUGACUUCAUCUGUCAUCCCAAAUGCUGCUUCCUUGCAUAUGGCUGUGGAAAACAUGUGCCCAGAAACUAAAAAGACUUAUAACAGUGUCAGCAAGAUUGACAAAAUGUCUCGGAUUGUUUUUCCGGUUAUGUUUGGAACUUUCAACUUAGUUUAUUGGGCAACAUAUUUAAACAGGGAACCUGUCAUCAAGGGCGCUGCCUCAUCCAAAUCAUCUCAAGUUCUGCCAAUACAUAUUUGAGCCAUAUCUUUGCAAUUGACUAUACCAAUGAAAAUAGUACAGUAAGACCAGGAUAUUAUUUUUGUGUGAAAUAUUUAUUAUAUUUUAUUUGUUUGCUUGUCUCGCAUGAUUGUCACUUACUAUAUUUGCUCAUUUGAAUGUCUUACAUCAUUUUUUUUUAACCAAAAAAAAAUUCCUGCACCAAAAAUCUUUUCCCAUGAAUAUCAAUUUACAUUACAACCUUACAAUGAAUAUCGUAUAAUAUAUAAUUUUUGCAAAUUAUGUAUAUCCUGUUUAAUAGCGUGACUUCAGAUGCAGCAAAUAUCAGCUCUUUAGUAGUGUUGCAGAGGUUAGACAUAAGAAGGUACAGGAAUGAAAGCAAAUUAUUAGGAUAUUUUUUUAUAGUUUGAGGUAUUCUAAGCCAUAUAUCUUUCCAUAUAUUAAUAAACAUGAACCUCAAACACUUUACAUUUUUAACAUGAUAUCUGGCAAAGACCAUCUGGAAAAAAAUGAGGACAAAUUAAAUGGACAUAUGUUUGGCCUGUGCCUUCUUAAAAAUGGAGAAUAUACAGCAUCACCAGAUUUGCUUUAUUCCAAUAUUGCAGCUAAGUGUGGCAAUACAAUCUGCUAUAUCUGUUUCUAGAGUUGUAAUGUAAUCUAUUAUGUUAGGACAAACAGUUAAUAUAUGUGCCAUAUUUUGAAACAACUUAUAAAAUUAUUUUUGUGUGAGGAAGAGCAACAAUAGAUUGUCAAUAACUAGCACACUGCUGCAUGCAAUGUUGAUGCAGAGUAGGUCUAGAAAUAUAUAUUUAUGCACUUAUGUUGUACAAUUGCUGUGAAGAAAACAAUACACAUUACCAAUACAUUGUUGAUCUAUAUACAAUGCCUUCUACAUUUUAAAUAAUUGAAUGUUCUUGGCUCAGAUGGCAGAAUACUCUUGUUCUCUACUGCCAAAGUGUAUCUUUUCUUUCAGUAUUAAUUUAUUAGUAUGAUAAUGUGCUGUACAUCAAUGUACCUUGUAUUCUAUCAAGAUUGUUUAUUUACAGAAUGUAUUUAUAUUGAUUGGUCUCUAUAUAGAAGUUAUCAGCAUAACUGGUUUGUCAGUUCUAACACUGGUAAUUGGUAUAUAGGCAUGUGUUUUUCCAUCUCUGCUCACUGUUACUAACCUACAAUUGAAUAUUUGACCUAGCAGACAAAUGCUUAUUUAAUCUGAGAGACUGAAAAACUAUAACUUGAAAGUAUAUACCAUUUAGACAAUCAAAAUCAUUAAAUGUAAUGCCACAUCUACAACUUUUAUUUUUUUAUUAAUGUAUUUUUAAUUUGAGAAUUUAUCCUAAUUUUCAUUUAAUUUCUUCAUUUACUUUUAUACUCAGUAGCAGCCUUAAUUGACUUCUACUACAAGUUUGUACCAUUGUUAUCCCAAAAUUAAAAACAUAUUAAUUUACAGUGGCCUAAAACAGAAACUAACUUUCUAGUAUCAAAGUUUCAUUUUGGACCAAAUAAAAGUGUUUUUCACCAUCUGAUUGAUAUAUUUCGUUUGUUCAUGUAACAAAUAUUAAACACAAUGCUUUAUUAUUCUUUUUCACUUAACAUUUUAGUUUACUCUUUUAUAUAAUCUUGGCAGAGCUACUGUAUUUAUUUAUAUUGCACUUGAAUACAAGAUAUAGCUGAGCUGUAUCAUAUCUAUGAGUAUUACUAACUCUGUCUAGGUAGUAUAAAAGUAUUGGUGAAAAACACAAAUGGAAUAAACAAAAUUAAAAAAACAUAUAUUUGCAAACAAUGUAAGGAAAAUAUUUACAAAUUAAUACAUCAGAUUGUCUGAUAGCAGAAACUACUUUAAAGUGGUUCAAAUUGAAAGUAAAUAACAAUAUCAGAAAGUACGUAAUCAUUUUCUACUGAUUUUUUUGAGAUCUAUAAAUGAAACGUUAAAAAAAAGCUUCACCUUUACUUUGCCAGUCAGUAGGGGGCAAGAUUAACCAUUCAGUUAUUUCGCAAAUAAUAAUGUUAAUCCAUACUGUAUGUGUAUGCUACUUAACUGCAUUCUGCUGUCUGCCUAUUUCCUUCUGCAAUAUUGCUAUGCAGUAUCUAAGCAGGUGAGAGUAAUGUGUAGAAUAACUUUUUAUAGUUAACAAAAGGUAAAAAUAAAUAAAUUAUAAAGAAUAUUUUAUCUGGAUAGUGAUGCUAUUGUGUUUAUUUUAUCUAUUGUACAGCAGAAAAUAGGGCAUGCUAAACUACUAGAAAUGUGCACUAAGAUUAUUCUAAAAUACAAAAAGACUUAUCAUAUUAGAAUAAAUGUUGAUGUAUUUAAAUUACGCAAACAUCUUUA
This is a messenger RNA of Pseudophryne corroboree (corroboree frog), 4443 nucleotides long. It is a transcript of the gene GABRA5, whose product is annotated as gamma-aminobutyric acid type A receptor subunit alpha5. The record is from RefSeq and is a predicted model, not a curated record. Lineage: Eukaryota; Metazoa; Chordata; Amphibia; Anura; Myobatrachidae. Gene Ontology annotation, cellular component: postsynapse; GABA-A receptor complex; synapse. Gene Ontology annotation, molecular function: benzodiazepine receptor activity; inhibitory extracellular ligand-gated monoatomic ion channel activity; GABA-A receptor activity. Gene Ontology annotation, biological process: regulation of postsynaptic membrane potential; chloride transmembrane transport; gamma-aminobutyric acid signaling pathway. The transcript is spliced from 10 exons. The coding region runs from base 723 to 2138 and encodes 471 amino acids.